GACAACUAAGUAGUCAUGUCAUAUAUAGUGUUAUAUUUUUUUACGGAAAAAUUAAACAUAAAGGAGCAUUGUAUAGCUGGAAAUUCUAAGGAACUUCAACAAGGCAAAUCUUUAUUCAAAGUUUCACUAAAAUUACUGGUGGCAAUAUCACGGCUGGCUGGUUGGUGGCGACAUUCCCUCAAAACAAGACCGGUGUUGACCAACACAAUUGUCUAUGCCAGCUUCUAUACAGCUGCAGAAUUGUCUCAGCAGACAUUUAAUAAGAUUUAUGCACCUGAGAAGCCCGAAUUGGAUUUAAAAAGUGCCGGUCGAAUCGCUGCAGUGGGCAGCACUUUAUACGCGCCAACAUUAUAUUUCUGGUACAAAUUCCUAGACCGGAAGUUUGUAGGGACUUCGAUGAGAGCUGUUCUUACCAAAGUAGCUUCUGAUCAGUUUCUUAUGACUCCAGUAUUGCUGGCUGGUUUUUAUAUUUUGCUUGGAUUUCUCGAAGGUAAAGAAGACGUGCUAGAAGAAUUGAAACAGAAAUAUUGGAAGACAUUUAUAGCGAAUCAAGCGUUCUGGAUUCCGGGACAGAUAAUUAAUUUCGCAUUUGUACCUCCAAAUCUGCGAGUAGUUUAUGUUGCCUCUGCCUCAUUUCUUUGGAUAAAUAUAUUGUGUUUCAUCAAAAGACAGAAAGUGGAUGUGAAGGAAACGUGAAAGUUCAAAUAUUGUUGUUCGAUAACUAAUGUUUUUAUCGUUUGCCUAUAUAGUUAUAAUUUAUAAAUAUGUUCAAUAAACUAAUAAAUUAUUUCAAAACGUUUAUAUAUUUAUAAGCUGGGUGUUAUACAUACAUCAUUUCAAGUCAAAAGUGUAGUGUAUAUUGUUUUUCUU
Pieris brassicae (large cabbage white) is the source of this 870-nucleotide messenger RNA. RefSeq names its product mpv17-like protein. NCBI's taxonomy places the organism in Eukaryota, Metazoa, Arthropoda, Insecta, Lepidoptera, Pieridae. The record is from RefSeq and is a predicted model, not a curated record. The transcript has 6 exons. Gene Ontology annotation, cellular component: membrane; cytoplasm. Bases 16 to 696 code for a protein of 226 amino acids.